Trichoderma atroviride IMI 206040 is the source of this 678-nucleotide messenger RNA. RefSeq lists its product as uncharacterized. Gene Ontology annotation, cellular component: endoplasmic reticulum. NCBI's taxonomy places the organism in Eukaryota, Fungi, Ascomycota, Sordariomycetes, Hypocreales, Hypocreaceae. Gene Ontology annotation, biological process: ergosterol biosynthetic process. The record is from RefSeq and is a predicted model, not a curated record.
AUGCCUCAAAACGAGCCCUCACCCCCGGGCAUCAGCCGCCUCCUCGCCAUUCUAGGCCUCCUCACGGCGCUGCUGGCCUCCGUCGUCUACGUGAUCGACCAGGACCUGGACCGCUUCUACGUCUUUGAGACGGAUCACCUGCACGAUCUGGCGCAGAGGGGCAUCGCCCAGCACGGCAACGACACAAGGGGCAUUGUCAAGUACAUUGUCGACGAGCUCAACGAAAAGGUGCCUGGAUAUGUGAAUCUCGACGAGGACUGGGUGUUUAACAAUGCGGGCGGCGCUAUGGGCGGCAUGUACAUUCUCCACGCCAGUGUAACUGAAUAUCUCAUCAUCUUCGGCACCGCCGUCGGCACAGAAGGCCACACCGGCCGCCACACCGCCGACGACUACUUCCACAUCCUCUCCGGCACGCAGAUGGCCUACGUGCCCGGCGAGUACGAGCCCGAAAUCUACCCGCCGGGCAGCGUGCACCACCUGCGCCGCGGCGACGUCAAGCAGUACAAGAUGCCCGAGGCCUGCUUCGCGCUCGAGUACGCGCGCGGCUGGAUCCCGCCCAUGCUCUUCUUUGGCUUCGCCGACGGCCUGACCAGCACGCUGGAUUUCCCGACGCUGUGGAAGACGACGUACAUUACGGGCCAGCAGAUGAUUGGCAAUCUGCUCAAGGGCAAGCUCUGA